This is a messenger RNA of Ceratosolen solmsi marchali, 2544 nucleotides long. It is a transcript of the gene Rgl, whose product is annotated as Ral guanine nucleotide dissociation stimulator-like. Gene Ontology annotation, biological process: Ras protein signal transduction. The transcript has 6 exons. Gene Ontology annotation, cellular component: plasma membrane. Gene Ontology annotation, molecular function: guanyl-nucleotide exchange factor activity. Lineage: Eukaryota; Metazoa; Arthropoda; Insecta; Hymenoptera; Agaonidae. Bases 37 to 2373 code for a protein of 778 amino acids. The record is from RefSeq and is a predicted model, not a curated record.
UUAGCGAGCUCGGGAGGGUGAAUCGCGGCACGGUGGAUGCUGUGGCCCGUACUCGGGGAUGAGGGCCUGAGGCCUCCCUCGCCGCCGCUACCGCCGCUGCCGCAGCCAUCAGCUCCGAGGCCCGCAUCGAAGGCCUCCAAGUCCAACAAGCUGGUGCCCUUACUGCUCUGCGCACCCUGCAAGCCAACACAACGCAAGCGACAAUCCACCACGAGGUGGUACGUCCAGCAGCCCACGUGGCGUCUUUGGGGCGAGGAAAAGGGUGAUGGCGUUAUAUACACGGUUUACCUCAAGAAGGUUCGUUAUCACAGACCGACACGAAGUCUCUCAACUUCGGAAUCGGACGACGAGAUCUCGCACCUAGAAUGGGAGACGGUGCGAGUGCGAUUUCUGAAGGCCGGUACGGUACAGCGGCUGGUGGAGAGCCUAGCGAACGACGACGGCGAGCUCGAGUCCACCUACAUAAACGUCUUCCUGGCGACUUACCGAGCGUUCACUACGCCCCCCGAGGUCCUCGAGCUUCUUCUCGUACGCUACGACUCGCUGGACGAGGCCGCCAACGCCCAGCAUCGCAAGACACUCGUGCAGGCGCUCCACGUAUGGCUGGACGCCUAUCCAGGUGACUGGCGAUCGUCACCUGGUCAUCCGCUCCUCACCAGACUUCUCGACUUUGCGCAUCGACGACUUCCUGGCUCGGAGCUCGAGCUCAAGGCUCGUCAUCGACUCCACAGCUUCUCCCAGCCCGACGAUCAACUCGACAAUUCGUGCACGAUAUACGACAAUGGGCGGCUCGGGCUCCAUUGCAGUGGCGAUACGUUCGCCGACAGUUGGUCCAGCUACUCGUUCCCGGAGGUCUCUCAUCGGCACUUGGCCGAGCAACUCACGCGAAUGGACGCGGAGGUGUUCCGGAAGCUCGUAGCCCACCAAUGCCUCGGUGCAGUUUGGUCGAGGCGAGGCGACCGCUCCCGCAGUCACGACGCCGCGACGGUCCUCGCUACGGUCAAUCAGUUCAAUGCCGUCUCACUGCGCGUCAUCUCGACGAUUCUCCUUGCGGACGAGGGAACCAAAGCGCAGGAGCGCGCUCGCGUCAUCGAGACCUGGAUCGACGUAGCCCAGGAGCUGAGGAUACUAAAGAACUUCAGCAGCCUUAAGGCCAUCGUCUCCGGCCUCCAAAGCAAUCCCGUCUAUAGGUUGGAGAAGUGUUGGCAGUGCAUGACGCGUGAGAAGCACGAGCUCUUUCGCGAACUCGAGAGGAUAUUCUCGGAGGAGAACAAUGCCUGGACGCAGAGGGAGCUUCUCAUAAAAGAGGGCACGGCAAAGUUCGCCGACACCGCCGGCAGGAGCGACAGGCACUUGCAGAAGAUCUUCCAGAAGCAGAAUAUCCACGCAGGCAACAUAAGUUACGGUACGAUCCCUUAUCUCGGCACUUUCCUCACGGACUUGACGAUGAUCGACACUGCCAUUCCCGACACGAUAGCCGAGGGUCUCAUCAAUUUUGAUAAGCGCCGCAAGGAAUUCGAGGUGCUCGCACGUAUUCGACUUCUCCAAGGCGCCGCCAAUGCCUACAACUUCAACGUGGAUCCGCUUUUCGAGCGCUGGUUCCACUCGAUUGUCGUACUCGACGAUCGGGAGUCCUACAAUCUCAGCUGCCAAAUCGAGAUUCCGCCCGCCGGCAGUACAAUUAACAAUCGCUCCACUGCUGCUAAAAAGAAGCUUCAACAGAAUCACAAUAACUCGCAACAGCAGCAUCAGCAUCAGCAUCAUCAUCACAAUCACUCGAAUAAUCAUAAUCAGUCGGGGCAUCGGAAAAACGAUUCCAUAGCUUCGACAUCGAGUUCUAGCAGUUCGCAGUUUUAUUGCGAUCUCGACUCCCUACCUAGCUCGCCGCAUAAUUCUCUGGACAGGCGCAUCUCACCCUCUCAGAUGUCUUCCUCGUCUUCCUCCUCGUCGCUACCGUCCCUCGACAUCUCUCUGAGCUCCGGCGGGGGUAACGGCGCCGGUAAUAGCCAGAGUCGAUUGAACGUGUCCCAGGGCGGCAACUCGAAUGGCACUGCGGCAGGAUUACCGAGCCCCAGCCACUCGCACAAAAGCUCCCCCGAUUUCUAUAUUAUCAAGGUGACAAUCGAGAGUGACAACGUGGAGACCGAAGGCGUCAUCCUCUACAAGUCAAUCAUGCUGUCGAACAAUGAGCGCACUCCCCAGGUCAUACGGAAUGCAAUGCUCAAGCUCGGCAUUGAGGGCAACCCCGAUCAGUUUACUCUGGCUCAGGUGCUGCCCGACAGGGAAAUGGUAUUGCCUAAUUCGGCAAAUGUCUAUUACGCGGUCAACACGGCACAUAACCUUAAUUUUAUUUUAAGACCAAAAAAGACUUGAUAGAACUCAGGUCGCAACAACACAAUCGAACAUUCUAGCCUUUAAGUAUUUACAAACAAUAGUUCUGGGUCUUAUACGCUGUACUAAUAAAAUUCACUUUUACAAGUCUGUUUGCACGAGUCUAAUGUAAUUCACCGUAUUAUCGUCUACAUUCAAUUUGAUUUAUUUACU